Triticum turgidum subsp. durum (durum wheat) is the source of this 642-nucleotide messenger RNA. The record is from the annotation of a GenBank genome assembly. Lineage: Eukaryota; Viridiplantae; Streptophyta; Magnoliopsida; Poales; Poaceae.
AUGGCGACCGCGGCGGCCUCGUCGUUCCUCUCCCCGGCGGCAAAGUUCGCGCUCCAGAGCCGGUGCCCAGGCGCCAAAACUGCGCCACGUAGCGUCCGGUUCCCCCCGGUGCGAGCCCAGCAGGAGGUGAAAGAGGAGGAGCCCGCGGCGACCGUGCCCCCGCUGCAGGAGGAGCAGGCGACGGCGGCGGCGGCGGCGGCGAAGGGCCCCGCGCAGUCGCUCCCGCGGCAGCCGCGGGCGGAGAGCAAGAACAUGGGGCGGGAGUACGGCAGCCAGUGGCUGAGCUGCACGACGCGGCACGUGCGCAUCUACGCCGCGUACAUCGACCCGGAGACCAACGCGUUCGACCAGACGCAGACGGACAAGCUCACGCUCAUGCUCGACCCCACCGAGGAGUUCGUCUGGACCGACGAGACAUGCCAGAUGGUCUACAAGGAGUUCCAGAACCUCGUCGACCACUACGAGGGAGCUCCACUGUCAGAGUACACGCUUCGUCUCAUCGGCUCAGAUCUUGAGCACUACAUCCGCAAGCUGCUCUAUGACGGGGAGAUCAAGUACAACAUGAGGUCCAGAGUGCUCAACUUCAGCAUGGGCAAACCCCGCGUCAAAUUCAACAGCAGCCAGAUACCAGAUGUAAAAUAG